Neogale vison (American mink) is the source of this 3545-nucleotide messenger RNA. RefSeq names its product endothelium and lymphocyte associated ASCH domain 2 (gene EOLA2). The record is from RefSeq and is a predicted model, not a curated record. NCBI's taxonomy places the organism in Eukaryota, Metazoa, Chordata, Mammalia, Carnivora, Mustelidae. The transcript is spliced from 4 exons. Bases 3042 to 3521 code for a protein of 159 amino acids.
CUGGGCUGGGGUUUCCCGGGCCGGGGCGGGCGGGUCUGGGAGCAUGCACAGAGCUGCCCAGGCCACCCUUCCCUGUCCCCUCCUCCCGCCACUGUCACAACGCCCGCCAUCCUUCGAAGUGCCCGGACCAGCGACGGGCCUGUGCGCGUAGAAGCAGGAGCACGCCGGUCCUCCCGUCACCAGCCCUCCCUCACUGUGUCCCUCCCUGCCUCCCCUGGGCCCUGGGCUGUGACCUACCUGAGGUCCCCCGGCUGUGCAGCUGUGCGGUGUUAAGCUGGUUGCCUGUGGCGCUCCUCCCGCUGGGGCCGACUCAGGAUUUUAUUGAGGGGAACGGGAUUGUGGGGUCCCCAGAUCUUUCCCCUGAGACAGUGGGAGGGGGUGGGGUCAUCUGUCUCCUGUCGGAUAAGGGGUCUGCUAGGCUGGAAGGACACGAUCCGCUUCCAGGAGAGGAUCUUCUCUGCUGCUGCUGGCUGGGGCGUCAACGUGAUGAGCAGAACCAAACCUUGAGGGAGGUGUUUCCCAUGCCAGGGGCCCUCCUGAGUCCCAGUGGUCCCCCAACCCUGCUGAGUAGAAAACCUGUUCCGGCACAUCCGCCAACGUUGUCCUUUUCUACCUAAUGACUUUGUCUUCUCCCCGCCACCCACCCCAGUCCUUGUGCAGGUGACGAAGCCCGGACCAGUGGAACAGCGUUUCCUGCUCAGACCACAAAGCAGGUACUCUGCGGGAUGGGGCAGGAGGGCACCCUUACAGUUCCAUCCCUCGAGGGGCUCCGUCCACACCGUUCCGUCCUCCUUGUGGUUUUGUGGCCCCGAUGACAAAAGGGUUGGCCAAGAAACUGAAUGGCAGACACGAGGCAAACCCGCAGCCCGGUUAUCGACCCUCGUAGAAGAAAGAGAAAGGGCCAGGCCACGGGGGGACAUCCAGCCUCCCUCGUGAAUAAUCCGGACCCAAUGAGCAGGGCGACCCUCUGUCACCCGUCGGGUUGGCCGGGCUGGAACAGGGUAACGGUGCUCAGGGCCGACAGUGGAGGAGGGAGGACGUGGAACCCUUGCCCGUGGUUGGCGGGGCGUACACAGGGGAGCCUUUGGGGAAGGUGGUCUGCCGGCCUGUACAUCAGCAUCUCAGGUGCGCAUGCCGUGACCCUGGCCACCUUCUAAAGAGGUCCUCUGCCCGCGAGUGUCCGUUGUGACAUCCUCUGUAGUGGCGGAAAGUACACAGCAGCCUGGGAGUCUCCAUCAGUAAGGGAAGAGUCAGCAGAUGGAGGGACAGCCAACAACGGGAGGCCACACAGGCAGUGCAAAAGAUGACAGAUGACGAUGUCCAGGCAUGCAGGAACGCGCUGGACGUGCCCCGGCUGGAGAAAGCACUGUGCGCCCUGCGGAGAUGUCCGGGACGGAGCUUACUCCUACCUCUGAAUUAGUCUGCCACGGAGGUGGGAGCAGACUCCCACAGACUGGGUGGCUUAAGGAGCAGAAAGGAAUGGCCUCCCGUUUCUGGGGGCUGGAAGUCCGAGCUCUAGGCGUCAACUAUAUUCACCUCUUCCGAGAGCCGGGAGAGCACGUGUUCCGUCCCUCCCCCGCAGCUUCUGGUGGUUUCCUGGCCAUCUGUGGCCUCCCCUAGCUGGUGGAUCGCGGCCUGCCUCUUCACAUGCCUGUCCCUGAACUUCACCCUUUUAUAAGGACACCAGUCAUACUGGGUGAGGGUCUGCCGAGCUGAGCUCAUUUGAACUCAGAGGGUCUGUAAAGACCUUUUCUUUAUACGGAAGGUUACGUUCUGAGGGACUGGGGAUUGAGGCUUCCGACCUGCGGAUUGGGCGGGAACGUGAUGCAACCCACAAGGACGGAUAAAGGCCCUGAGGGCGGGAUGCUCUGGGCCUGAGCCCGGGAUGGAAGGAAGGCCUUUGUGGCUGCAGGGUGGUGAGUAGAGGGGAGAAGGGAGCAGAUAGCGGGGGGUGGGGGUGAAGAUCACGUGGGGCCUUGAGGCCCUGGUGACAAGUGUGGAUCUGUCCUGGAUGGGACAGGCGGCGCCUCGGAGGUUCUGGAAGGGGAGUGACAGGAUGGAUCACUCCUGUACCAGAACCGCUCUGUCCACGGUGCAGACACUAGCGUGCUGCACGCCCACGGUGAGUCCGAGGAUGAUCGGGAGACCGCCCGAGAGGGCAGCGGGACCUGGGGAGACUUGGACUAGGAUGGUGGCCGUGGCGACGAUGGAGAGGGGUCAGGCUCUGAGGAGGUUGGGGGCGCGGCGCCCUUGUGAUGUGAGGGCCCCGGGCAGGAGGGGGAGCCCGGGCAGCUGCUGGGUCGGGGACUGGAACGACACAUUGAUGGUGAAACCCCUUGCAGAGGGGGAACGGAAGUGGAUUUGAGGGUGGCGGUGGUUGGGGACCUGAGGCUGCUGGCUCUGGGAGGUGGAGACGAAGCGGGAGUGGCCCGUGUGGAGGGGGACGGAGCAGGCGAGCCUGCAGUGUGCCAGUCUGAGAAGAAGGGAGGGAGGGGUGGUUAAGGGCACCGACCGGGCUGUCGGGCCACGACUUAGAUGAGGACAGAACAGGCACGAGGCGGGUCACUGGUGCGUGGGGUGGCCCGUGUGUUCCUGGAACGUGGGGGGUGGCACACGGCGAAGGGGCAGAGGCUGCGAGUGUAGACUAGUGUCCUGGGGACCUCUGCCGUGUGGAGAUUCGGAGAAGGCCUCAGGAGCCGGAGGCCUGUGUGGGCUGGGGGAGGGGGCGGGUUGGGGGGAGUCUUUGUCCUUGUGGUGAGGGCUACACAGGUGUGGCAAACCCAGGGGCCUCCCCAUGUGUGCUCUCCUGGGGCUCAGUGGCCUCUGUUGUGGCACUGACCACAUGCUGUCCUGGCCCUGCCUUUGUCUAGCCGUCUCCACCCUCCUGCGCCAGCUCGCCAGAGACUCCGUCUGCUGGACAGGUCGUCGUGAGCACCGGCCCCUUCCUUUGGGCGCGUUAGCUGACCGUGUAGUGGUAGAAGGAAGGAGCCAAGGCUCUCUGCUCCCCAGCCAGGCCAGUGAGGCCCCGGAGCUGUAGGGAGAUGAAGUUCGGCUGCCUCUCCUUCCGGCAGCCUUACGCAGGUUUUGUCUUAAAUGGGGUCAAGACCGUGGAGACGCGUUGGCGUCCUCUGCUGAGCGGCCACCGGAACUGUACCAUCGCCAUCCACAUUGCCCACAGGGACUGGGAAGACGGCGCGUGGAGGAAGCUGCUGGCCGAGAGGCUUGGGAUGAGCCCCGCUCAGAUUCGGGCCUUGCUUCGGGAAGGGGAGAAGUAUGGCCGCGGUGUGAUAGCGGGGCUUGUUGACGUUGGGGAAACUUCGCUGUGCCCAGAAGACUUAGCUCCGGAGGAGGUCGUGGAACUGGAAAAGCAAGCUGUCCUGAGCAGCCUGAAGCAGAAGUACCUCACUGUGCUUUCGAACCCCAGGUGGUUGCUGGAGCCCAUCCCCAGGAAAGGUGGAAAGGACAUCUUCCAGCCCUGGCUUGUCUCGCUGAAAGCUGGAGUUGCGGUAGAGCUGGAAUGAGAUUCAUCAUUUUAGACAUUCUGG